Messenger RNA from Solanum pennellii, 498 nucleotides. RefSeq lists its product as uncharacterized. Gene Ontology annotation, molecular function: DNA binding; protein dimerization activity. Lineage: Eukaryota; Viridiplantae; Streptophyta; Magnoliopsida; Solanales; Solanaceae. The record is from RefSeq and is a predicted model, not a curated record. The coding region runs from base 1 to 498 and encodes 165 amino acids. The transcript has 3 exons.
AUGGCACAAACUAAGAUUGUACGCCGACAGAAGAUUCAGCUAAAGAUGAUAACAUGCAAAGUGAAACGCAUUGUAGCUUUCAAAAAGUUAUGGGAAAGUCUGGUCAAGGAAGCACAUGAACAGCAUCUUAAAACGGGAGAACAUAUUGCUAUCGUCGCUUAUUCCCCGACUGGAAAACCAUAUGCUUAUGAUUCCUCUGGCAGUUUUGAUACAAUAGAUAGGUUCCUGAAUGAUGCAAAAGCUUCUGCGGUCGAAGGGGCGUCUCUUCAAGUCGAGGUUGCUGUCGAGUUGCCUCUUGAACCCAGUUUCGGAGUGAUACCCCGCCUGAGGCCACUCCCUGUUCGUGUUCGUGUGGUGGAAGCACUCUAUCUCGCUCGUCCCAAGUUCGCUGCUCUUCGACAGUCUGAACGUUAUACGUACUGUUGUUCAUCUGCUGCUAUGCCUGUGUUUCUGUCUUUGGUUUUUCCUCAUGUUAAGUGUUUAAUCGUCGUUCGUUAA